AGAGAGAGGAAGGGGAGGUGAUUCCUAACUGGUCUCUUUAAACUAUUUUUCACCUGAUUAGAGAAGCUGAGAAUGAAACCAAACCCUGAGUGAGAAUAAACAACAUCUCUGUCACAUUCAUUAAAGACCUUCAAGGAGCACAUCGCAGACCAUGCAAGUGAGAAUGAUGCCGAAAACAGCCCUGCUAGCACUGUGCUGCCUGUUAUUGUCAGUUACUUCUUCCCCAGUCUAUCCAGCACUGAGGUUUGGUCAGCGAGCGGCUGCGAUACUGAUGACCUCCUCUAUUGAGGAUCCGAUGCAGUUUCCAGCAGGCACUUCACUGCGCACACCAGAUGCUGAGCUUAGGUUUGGAAGACAUGCUGACGCCAUCUUUACCAACAGCUACCGAAAAGUUCUCGGUCAAAUAUCUGCCAGAAAAUUCCUUCAAACUGUCAUGGGCAAAAGACUUGGACCAGAAACUCAAAACUAUGUAAAACGCCAAUCCGGCAUAUAUGGAGACACCCACAAGCAAGAUGUGGAUAUGGAUGUCACUGAGAGGGAACAAAGUUACAGAGCACCACAAAGACUUAAGUUCUCAGUAGCUACACACUGAUGAAAUCAUUAAAAAAACAAAAAAACAAACAAACAAAAAAAAAAAACUGUGAACUGUCUUUAUUACUUGCAUUUGCUACAUUUCACUCUGGAUUAUUAAAAUUCAGUUCACCCUUCCUACAGGAUCCUGUGCACUAUGUGUGUUUGUGCACUGACACCAGUCAGUGUUCAGAAGGUCUGCCACAGAAAUAAGGAGUCCCUAACUAAAAAUACACAAAUGUUUAUAUCACUGUAUUUUACAUCCAAUCCUUAGCAAGUACAUAUUGUUGUAUAGUGGGAUAAUUGACUAUUCCCUAAGCCACUUUAAAACACUAAUGAAAAAUCCUACAUUAAGAUCUCUUGCCAAAUAAAUAUGAAAAACAGUAUGUGACAAGAGUAGUAUGUACAAAUUCACAGUACUCAUAAAAAAGUAGGCAUGACACACUACUUCUGGCGAGAUUCUAAAGUGUGCAUACGAUAGACACUUUGCUAUCCAGUGAGGCCACGGGAGAGAAUUUGUGAAUGGCAGUGAAGUGAUGCAACUGACUCUGGUAGGUCACAUGACAGUAACAACAUGCCAAAUGCAGUACAUUCGCAUUAUAUUCAUACUACACACAUUCAUAUUAUACAAAAGUGAAUACAGCUGUGAUCAUUGACACAAGUUGGAAAACCUGUAAUCAUUGAAAAAAAUUGUGUACUGUGAUUUCCAAUGCAUGAACACGGUUAUAAAAAAUUUUUUUCUGUGUUUGAACACCAGAACUUUCUCAAUUUUGGACCUUUGGACUAUGCAUGUCUGCAUCAUGGUUUUAAAUGGAAAAUAACUAAUCAAGUUAUUUUUUUGCUGAUAUUAUAGUUUUCAGAAUGCUUUGUAAGGGACUUCAUGAGGAAAGAAUGUUGAAAUUAAGUGUUAUUUUAUGUGUUUUUGAGCAAGAUGAGAAAAAAAAAAGACUUGAAGAAGAAAUAGUGUUUCAUGUUCAAUUAUUUUGGGAGUGGAGCUUUUGCUUAGCCUGAGGACGAUGCUACUUUACUCAGUAUUUAGCAUAAGUUCUAUUGUUUGCUAACAAUUUCUUAGCUAGCUAGUACAAUCUUAUAAUUCAGUGAUGUGACACAAAAACAGAAAAAGUGAAUGAAUUAAUGCUGUCAGGAAACUAUCUAAAUUCAUUUUGAGACUACUUAAUAGGUUCACUAAAUAUAAUUUAAUCCCAAACCACACUCUUAGAAUAAAAGCUUCUCUAUAGAACUGUAAAAGUUCUGUCAGGUGCUCCAUAUAUAUAUAUAUAGAACCUUUUAGCUGAAUAAUUUUCAGCUGAACAAUUACACCAUUUUUUGUAGAGUGGCUUUACAGCCAAUUUGAACUCUGUUUGCAUUGUUGAAUAUUUUUCCUGUUAUAUACUGUAAAGCUGCUUUGAAACGAUCUGUAUUGUAUAAAGCGCUAGAUAAAUAAAUGUGACUUGAGUCUGACUCUGAAGAAUGAGUUUCCCAGGUGUAAUUGAAUGCAGCAAUUGUACCACCAAUUAGGGCAACGGGCCAUACUCCUAAAGUGAGGCUACGGAGAGUGCACCACUUGCACAAUAAGGCUGUGUCCAAAAUCUCCCCCAUACCCUUAUACUGUAUAGUGUGCUGUAUGAGGGGACAGUCAUUUGUAGUGGUGUUCAAAGUCAUAGUGGACAUUAGAGUAAAACAUGCCUCAACACCCAGUAGAAUUAAAAGCCUUAGAUAAUAAAUGCGUUUUUAACAGAGUUAUAGUAGGCUCCUACUAUAUAGUAGGAGCUGCUCUAACAUACAAGGGUAAAAGAUUCUACUGCCUAGGUGCAGCUACCGAGAAGUCCUGGUCACCAUGAGUUUAAUCUAGACCUGGGAACAAUCAAAACCAACUGAUCAGAGGAGAGAGAAGAGAUCUAAGAGAUCUAGAUGUAUGCCAUUUUAAAAGGUCUGCAAGGUAAGGUGGCCAUUUAAACCCAUUUAAAGAUUUGAAAACAAACAAAAAAAGCUUAAAUUCUAUUUGGAAACUUACUGGCAACCAAUGAAGGGAAGAUAAAAUGGGGGUAAUAUGCUCGUUUUCACAUCCCUGUCAGCAUCCUAGCAGCUGCAUUUUGGACUACCUGCAAAAGUGGCUUAAAUCUACGCUGAAAUGUGGCUUGAAUCUCAGGCUUAAAUUCUAAUUGGCUUAAAUACCAUGAAUCUUUCAUUUAUCAUGUUUUGGUCACUAAAUAAUUCCUUCCCCAUACUUCCAAUUCAUACUUUUGAUGAGUUAAAUUAGCGUUUUCUACAUUUUAGAAUAGUAAAGAAUGACUUUUGAGUAGUAGCGUAUAUCAAUAUUAUAUCUGCCACACUGCUCUCUGAAAACCAGUAUUGGCUCCUAAAGAAGAAAAAAAAAAAAAAAAAAAAAAAAAAAAAAAAAAAACACUAGAUAAGCACAUUUGUUUUCAUUGUUUUAUUUAUUUAAAAAAAAAAAAAAAAAAACACUGUGUUAGACAUCUG
Messenger RNA from Ctenopharyngodon idella (grass carp), 3051 nucleotides. RefSeq names its product growth hormone releasing hormone (gene ghrh). The record is from RefSeq and is a predicted model, not a curated record. Gene Ontology annotation, biological process: adenylate cyclase-activating G protein-coupled receptor signaling pathway; positive regulation of cell population proliferation; positive regulation of multicellular organism growth. The coding region runs from base 152 to 592 and encodes 146 amino acids. Gene Ontology annotation, cellular component: perikaryon; extracellular region; terminal bouton. The transcript has 5 exons. Gene Ontology annotation, molecular function: growth hormone-releasing hormone activity; growth hormone-releasing hormone receptor binding; peptide hormone receptor binding. NCBI's taxonomy places the organism in Eukaryota, Metazoa, Chordata, Actinopteri, Cypriniformes, Xenocyprididae.